Molecule: messenger RNA, 435 nt
Organism: Chenopodium quinoa (quinoa)
Lineage: Eukaryota; Viridiplantae; Streptophyta; Magnoliopsida; Caryophyllales; Amaranthaceae
Exons: 1
Coding region: 1-435 (144 amino acids)
Source: RefSeq, a predicted model, not a curated record
AUGUUGGGUUGUAAACCCAUUGACACAUCGAUUGAGCAAAAUCAUCGUUUUGCACAUGCAUCAGGUGAGCCAUUCGCUCAUUCGGAACAGUAUAGUCGUUUGGUUGGUCGUUUUGUUUACUUGUCGGUCUCUCGACCAGAGUUGAGUUAUUCAGUACAUGUUUUGGCACAGUUUUUGAGUGUUCCACAGAUUUCACAUUGGGAUGCGACCAUUCGUGUCUUACGCUACCUUAAGGGUAGUCCGGGACAAGGUAUUUUGUUGCAACCUACGACGGAUUUACGCUUGACGGAAAUUUGUGAUAGUGAUUGGGCGGCGUGCCCGUUGUCUCGGCGUUCUUUGUCAGGUUAUUUUGUUUUCUUAGGUCGUUCCCCUGUUUCUUGGAGGACUAAGAAACAGCCUAAUGUCGCCAUAUCCUCCUCUAAAGCUGAAUACUAG